AGGUAGGGCAGGCACAGAAGCAGCCAGAGAUCGCGGCUCAGCAGGCGGCAUAAAAGGAGCGAGUCCCGCUCCAACCUAUCCUUCGCCGGGCCGGCGGGGUCACCUGCGCGGCCUGGACACCUAGCGCAGCUGCGCCCGUGCCUGUAAGCUCCAGUGGCUGCUCCCUGCCCAGCUGCCGCGCCCGGCCGAUCCCACCGACGGGCACAAGUGCAUAGGGAUGGGGGCAGCAGCUCCCGCAGCCCUGGGCCUGGAGUCCCCCCCCUGCCGGCCUCGGGCGGCCAGGCCAGCGAGCCUCGCCCGCGCCCAUCAGCAGUGAGAGCCCGCGCCCCGCCUGGACUGAGCCAGCCGCCGCGUCUCGGGAGCGAAGCUUGCGCGCGUGGGGACAGGACCGGCCGGGGAUGACCGCGGAGAGCCAGCAGCCCACGUGCGGGGCCAGCCCCGCGGAGCCCGGCCGCCUGCUCAUGCCCCUGGCCAAGGCGGAGCCGGGGCCGCCAGAGGCUGGGCUGCGGGGCGCGGGUCGGCGGCGCAAGCGGCCGGUACAGCGGGGCAAGCCGCCCUACAGCUACAUCGCCCUCAUCGCUAUGGCCAUCGCGCACGCCCCGGAGCGGCGCCUCACCCUGGGCGGCAUCUACCGCUUCAUCACCGAGCGCUUCCCCUUCUACCGCGACGGGCCGCGCAAGUGGCAGAACAGCAUCCGCCACAACCUCACCCUCAACGACUGCUUCGUCAAGGUGCCGCGGGAGCCGGGCCGCCCGGGCAAGGGCAACUACUGGGCGCUGGACCCUGCGGCCCGCGACAUGUUCGAGAGCGGCAGCUUCCUGCGCCGGAGAAAGCGCUUCAAGCGCAGCGACCUCUCCACGUACCCGGGCCCCGCGCCCGACGGCGCCUUCGGGCUACCAGCGCCCGGCUACCCCGCGCCGCCGUCCGCCCCGCGCCGCCCGCUCAGCCCCUCCGCCAGCUCCUGCGCCUUCGGGGGCGCCGCCUACCCCAGCCCGGGCUGCGCUGGGGCCGCCGUCUCCUACCCGUACCCGGGCCCCGGCGCGCCCCUGCCGCUCACCCCGGGGCCCUACGCGCAGGGCAGCAGCCAGCUGUACCCGCCCGGUCGCCUGGCCCUGUCCGCCUCACCCCCGCUGAGCGGCGACAGCCGGGACUUCUACGGCCGCAUGUCUCCCGGCUCCUGCCCCUCGCUGGCCCACGGCUACAGCCCCGGCGCUUACCUGCGCCAUGCGCCCUACCCCGGCGCCGUGGAGAGGUUCGUCCCAGCCAUGUGAAGCGGGACGGCCGGCUGGCGUGAGCAGCUGCGUCCCGCAGGGAGCCGGGCCUCGGUGCGGGAGGGGGGCUCUCGCUAAGCGCUGCGCCGAGCUGCGGUGGCAGAGCCUGGGGGCGGCCUUGGGGAAGGAGGGGGGCACUGAGACCCACGUGUUGCUGAAAAUCUCCGGCCGUGGCCCAGGACAAGGAGAGUAGUCAGCGGUGAGCCCCCGGAACUGUGCGUCUGAACUUGUCCCUCGUGGAGAACCCGGGCGCGAUUCGGUUCCCCAUGUAGCCUGCCUCUCCUCUCCCGCCCCUGUGAGGUGCAGAGGAGUCUAGAAACCUGAGGCGAUUCCCCAGCUCUGCCUGCAGACCCCGUUCUGCAUGAACCAUAAAGGCUUUGGGCCCCAAAGACAGGAGAGGAAAGGGGGUGUCUCAGCAGUUCUGUUCUUGGCCUUGGAAGUGUGACAGCAUUGCAAUAAAUGGCUCUUCCCACAGUGACUCCUGGGGCUUCCUCUUUGCUGAUGUCCAGUUGUCCUCACUGCUCACACAGGCAGCUGCAACUUCCCUGUGCUACUUUGUGGGCUGCUCCCUCCUUAGUCUUGUUUGCCAGGGGUCAGCCUCUGCUUGUCCAUGCGGUCUCCUGAGCAGCCUAGUGGUCUGAGCGGGAUAAGGUGUUUCAUCCCCUGAGCUAGCUUGCCCCACAUUGCCUUGAAGGGUUGCCCUGGCCACAAACUGUUUUUUUUUUCCUUCUCUCCAGUCUGUUUAGUGAUUGCCACAAACAUUAGCUGGAAACCAGGGCCAGAGCCCAAGCCCGCUGCAGUCAGAGCCAGGCGUUAUAACUCGGUUUGCUGUUUGGUUGAGAGGGCUCAGCCUUCCACAAGGCGCUCUGCAGAGAGAGCUUUACAGGGCACACGGCCAGACCCUGUCCCCAAAGCCUUCUGUGUCUAAGGGUCUGCUCACAUAAGGCAGUUCCACUGUCUAAUCAUUAAAAUGAUGUCAU
Molecule: messenger RNA, 2251 nt
Organism: Pelodiscus sinensis (Chinese soft-shelled turtle)
Lineage: Eukaryota; Metazoa; Chordata; Testudines; Trionychidae
Product: forkhead box protein E1
Biological process (GO): cell differentiation; anatomical structure morphogenesis; regulation of transcription by RNA polymerase II
Molecular function (GO): DNA-binding transcription factor activity, RNA polymerase II-specific; RNA polymerase II cis-regulatory region sequence-specific DNA binding
Source: RefSeq, a predicted model, not a curated record